AUGACUCAAACAAAAUUUUAUCAACUGAAAGAAAGGCUACAAUGCAUCUGGUCCAGCGUUUUUGGCCUCUACACGACCAACAACACUAAAUGCUGGAAGGAAAAACUCCUCCUCAUCUUUACCUGCUUUACCAGCAGCCUCAUUCUGAGCACCUUCCUCUUCCUCAUCCUCCACUUUUCCUUCAAAUGUGUUCAGGAAGUCUCAAUUCCCAUUGCCAGUGGCUUUUGUAUAUUUAUAACCCCAUUCAUGUAUUUCUCAGAAAAGAUCCGCUGUUUUGUAGCUUUGCUUUUGGUAUCAAUGGGCUUGAAACAAGCGAGGACCCUUCUUCUCACAUUUGGAUCCAGUUUAGUAAUUUUAUUCAACAUCCAGAAUACAUUACGGAAUGCAAGAUUGCUUGCAAAAGGCCUCCUCUGCAACUUGGAGGAAAAAUUACUGGAUAUUAACACUGAACCCCUCGGAAAUUAUAUAAACAUGUUAAAGUGGGUGGGAAAGCAACUUAAAAGAUACUUUACUGAUUUUGAACUAGUGAAGUACCACACAGAUUUUAAGCUUAAGGCAAAGGUUGACUCGGAACACUUUAAAGUUCACCUUGCCGAGGCUGAACGUAUCUUAAACCAGACGGCACAAAGUGUGCUAGCUCUGACCAACGCUUUGUCCUCUGCAGGACAGAUAAUGUCUCCAACAUUAGGUCUUCUCAUGCUAGUGCUUCUCACUGCUUUAUACCUGAGACGAUUCCAUGUAGACAAAAAGUACAGCAACGUAUACAUCACAAAAAAGUUUCUAUGGUUUGAUGAGCAGCAAAAGAAGGACGGAAAACCUUGUGUGCUACCACUUACUAAAAUCGAACUAGAAAGUUACACAGUGACUCCGUCCAUCUGGAUGACGGGCCAGCGGUGGAAAGACAUGCUUAAGUUCAGCAUUCCCAUAUUCACCCACUGUCUGACCUGGCUGGUGUUCAUCGGUCUGGACAGCCUGAUUUACUGGCUUAUUGUAGUUCUGAGCAAGCGGCUCGGGGAAUUGGAGCCACUUCAUGUUCCCAUGGGGAUUAAAGUUCAGGAAGCAACAUCAAUUAUAGGUCUACAUAUUGAUGAAAACGCAAAAGUGGCAAACUUUUCAUACACAGUGUCUCUGUUUGAGAAGAAGUGCUUGCCUGAACCUGAACUGUGGCUCAACAGAUCUCUGGUUCCUCUGUCUCUCGUCCUGGUGUUGCUGCUUCUUCUGAGCUUGUUGUCAUCACAGCUGGUCCAGUUCAGAGUUCUGCUGUCUGAGCAGUUUUUCUCAGAUGUCGCUGAGCAAAGAGCCGCCUUUCUACAUGCAAAGAUUUUAAGACAGCGAUGCAAAUGUAAAGCGGAGGAAAUUCAAGGAGGUCAAAACACUUUGGCCAUGCAGGUUGGUAUCCUUUAUUUUACUGUAAGCAGGAACUUGUUCACUGUGACAAUAUCAAUGCACAUAAUUGAGCUUUGUGACUAA
Molecule: messenger RNA, 1470 nt
Organism: Myxocyprinus asiaticus (Chinese sucker)
Lineage: Eukaryota; Metazoa; Chordata; Actinopteri; Cypriniformes; Catostomidae
Product: dendritic cell-specific transmembrane protein-like
Exons: 2
Coding region: 1-1470 (489 amino acids)
Cellular component (GO): membrane
Source: RefSeq, a predicted model, not a curated record